AUGAAACCAACAUUCUCUUUAUCGAGACAGCUCGUCAGAAGUGUCAUAAACCCAGUCAAACACACUCCACUGGACACUCUGAAAUCAUUACCAUUCACUCCAAAAUCAUUAUUAUACAUCCCAAACACAAGAACAAGUGUUAAUGCCCAACAACAUGUCAACUCAUUACUUUCUGAAAACCCAAACUUACAAAUAAUAACUGCUGUUUUGGACUCAGUACACCAAGACAUCGCUUCAGAGCUAUGGUUUGAUGAUUUCAUGAGAAUAAGAUCUGGUAAAAACUUGGAUAAUGACGCUAAAAAUAAACCUUCAUUAACAUUAGGUUUUAGUGGUGAAAUUCUCAAGAUCCCACUAGUUCGUACAACAGGUUUUACAAACUUUGAUUACACUUUGAAUAUGAAACAUAAUGGUACAUAUCUCUUAGAUGAGUUGGAUGUUUGGUUACCUUUAAAAACUGGAGGUAUUUCAAGCUGGUCACAUUUACAUAGAAUUUCAGAAUCCAGAUAUAAUAUAACAAGUCAUUUAGAUAAUGUUAUUAAACAGAUUGACAAUAGACCUGCAUCAUCAGUGUUAAUGAAUGAAUUGAAACAAAAUGGUAUCAAUGAAAAUCAACCACUAUAUGUACAAAUCGGUUCACAAUAUGCAAGAACUAAUUUCUAUGAAAUUAUAGCAGGAGGUGGUGAAUACGGUGCUAAAAGUGAAAUGCUUGUUUUAGACUGUGACAAAAUCCCAGAAGCUUUAGCUUUACAAGUUCAAUUUUGUCUACCUGUUCCACAACUAGCUAAACCCUCUGAUAAUGGUGGAAUGAUUGUGGAUCGAAUUCAGGAUUCAAAAAGAAUAGUGGAUCAAGGUGAAGAUGUCAUCAAGGACAACUUUAUAAGGUUUGGAAGUGAGAAAGGAUUUCAACUCUCUGGUUACAAUCUCCAAGCUCCUAAUGAUUUUUGUUCUGUUAGAUUGUGA
Messenger RNA from Hansenula anomala, 960 nucleotides. RefSeq lists its product as uncharacterized. The record is from RefSeq and is a predicted model, not a curated record. The coding region runs from base 1 to 960 and encodes 319 amino acids. The transcript has a single exon. NCBI's taxonomy places the organism in Eukaryota, Fungi, Ascomycota, Saccharomycetes, Phaffomycetales, Wickerhamomycetaceae.